AUGUGAACAUUAAAACUGCGAAGUCAUAUACUUUUCUUGAUUGUGUGCUAUCAUCAUCCAUCAUGGCUGCCGAACUUGAUGCUAUUGAGAAGGAUUGCUUAGUUCGAGUGGCCGUAAGAAUUCGUCCUCAAAAUUCACGAGAGAUAAUUGACAUGUGUAGAAUCUGCACUACGGUUACGCCUGGCGAGCAGCAUAUUGUUAUUGGAUCUGACAAGGCAUUUACCUUUGAUUAUGUAUACGAUGUGGACUCAAAUCAGUGCGAUAUAUAUACCGAAUGUGUGGAGCGGUUGGUGGAAGGAACCUUGCGCGGCUACAACGCUACUGUACUUGCAUACGGUCAAACGGGCUCCGGGAAAACAUACACAAUGGGUACAGGAUUUGAUAACGCAUCUGGCGAUUAUCAACUGGGCAUAAUACCCCGGGCGAUUCGUCAUAUAUUUGCCGGUAUCGAAAGAAUGCAGAUGAAAGAAAAUGAAGAAGUCUCCGUCACAAAAUCACAGUUUAGCGUGGCUGUUCAGUUUAUUGAGCUAUACAACGAGGACAUUAUCGAUCUGUUGAAUCCAUUCAAUAAGCACUCAGCUUUUAAAAUACACGAAAGUGCAAAUGGACAAAUUUCUGUAGCAGGCGCCACAAUUAAACCAAUAAGCGAAUCACAGGAAGCUCUCAAAUUGCUACAGGAAGGCGCUUUAGCUCGUACCACUGCCUCGACUAAAAUGAAUGAUCUAUCGUCUCGAUCGCAUGCAGUAUUUACGUUAUUUGUGCGCAGACAACAUUUGAUCGAGCCACAAAAUGAUUUUACCGAUAAUGACUUUGAAACGCUGACAUCGAAGUUCCAUUUUGUUGAUUUGGCUGGUUCGGAACGAUUGAAACGUACAUUAGCCACUGGAGAGCGAGCUCGCGAGGGUAUCUCCAUAAAUUGUGGCCUUCUGGCCCUUGGAAAUUGUAUAUCAGCAUUGGGAGAUAAGUCAAAGAGGGUAUCGCAUGUGCCAUACCGUGACUCGAAGUUAACACGUCUCCUUCAAGAUUCGUUAGGUGGCAACAGUCAAACUUUAAUGAUUGCUUGCAUAUCGCCAAGUGAUCGGGAUUUUAUGGAAACACUAAAUACUUUAAAGUACGCUAAUCGAGCCCGCAACAUUAAAAACAAAGUUCAAAUUAACCAAGAUCAAAGCUCUCGAACAAUUUCGCUGUUGCGUAGGGAAAUUGCAGCUUUGCAAUUGGAGCUUUUGGAAUAUAAACAGGGGAAACGUGUAUUGGACUCCCAAGGAAAUACAUUAAUCUCAGACCAAUUUUAUGAAAAUUCCAUGCUUUCGGCUGAUAAUAAACGCUUACAACAACGACUUAAAUCAAUGCAAGAGACUAUUAACAUCUUAACAGAACGAAAUGCGCAGCUUAAGCUUGAAAAACAAAUUCAUGAAUGGUCAACAGACAACCGCUCCGAUUCAGAAGUCACCAGUUUAGUUGGGAAUUAUAUCGGCGAGAUUGAACAAUUGCAAGCUAAACUGAUCGAAUCGGAAGAUAUGUGUCAGCAAUUAAAAAAAUUGGGUUCGUCAGCGAACUCGCCACGCGGUAAUAAGCCGUCUUAUAAUGAUCCAAGUCUUCUCAUAGACAUUGCUAAGAGAGGCUUAGAGAAAGAUCGAGAGCUCUUAAUGUCUCGCUCAUUGCCUGGAAUAUCGAAUGAAAGCAGUCAGCUAGUAGAACUCGAGUCUUCUGACAGCGAUAGUGAUUCGAAUGAAAUCGAAAUGGAGGAAAAUUUAAAUGAAAUUAAUUCAGAUAUCGAAAUAAAAACUAAAUUAAUUGAACAAUUGGAGUUAUCCCAAGAGAGAAUACAACUUAUGCGACAGCAUUAUGAAGAAAAACUAACUAUCCUAACAUCUAAAAUUUUUAACACUCAAAAAGAGAGGGAUGAGAUGUUAGCAAAUAUGGCUUCUGCUGUGUCAAAUCAACCAAAAGACAACUCAAAAUCAGUGAAAAUAGAAUACGAACGUAAACUGAAUGAGAUGAAUCGUGAACUAAAAAGAUUACAGCAGUCUCAACGCGAACAUAUUCGCCAACAAAAAGAGAUUAAGACCCAGGAAAUAAAAUUACAUAGCUUGCGUAUGGAACUUAGUGAAUUGAAGUGCAGUAAGGUAAAGCUGAUGAAGAAGAUAUCCGAACAGACCAGCCGACACAAAGAGGAAAAUUCAAGGAAGACUCGAGAAAUUGCGCAAUUGCGUAAAGAGCAGAGACGGCAAAAGAAUGCAGUUUUGUCCUUACAGGCUAAAAUGAAUGCAAAAGAGCAAAUUUUGAAAAGGAAAUCUGAGGAAGUUUCCGCACUACGCAAGAGCCAACGUAGUCGAAAUUCUGGUCCGAAAACACUUCGACAGUCACAAUCAAAAAUUGAACAGACACGUUCCCUACAUCAUCGCUGGGAGACCUUAUCUCGUACUAUAUUGCACGCAGCGAGAAACAAACAGUUCAUUACUCAGUUGGAAACAGAGUUAGAACGCCACGUUAAAGAGAGGGAAGAUCUGUGUCGUGAGUUGGAGUUAAUUCAAGAUCCCCAGCAUAUUGAAAAGGGAUCCGAAUACUCAAACGAAGAAGAUAAUUUAAAAACCAACAUUGGUUAUGUACAAGAGAAUAUUGAACAUGUCCAAAAAGCUAUUAUGGAAUUCGAGGAUGUAAAAGAUCCGGCAAGCACUGAUGCAUACAAAAUGCAGGGCAUCUUAGACAAUAUUAGCACAAUUGACGAGGCAAAAUACUUGCUUCAAAAAUUAACAGACAAUAAUAUUUAUAUGACGUGCAAUUCCUCCAUGAUUGAGAGUCGUUUGCAAGAACAUGAAGCAUUACUCAAAGAGGCUCAACGCGAAAGUGUCACACAGCAACAAUUAUUUCAAUAUUGCCUGUUAAACAACAAAAAUUUGAAAAUUGCUGACUUAUUUGAAUCGAUGAAUCUUGAUGACAAGUUAAACUUAAGUCACUUAAGCCGCACCUUUUCGCAAAAAUCUUUGAACAGCAACGGAACUUAUGAUAUACCGCGUGGAGAAGCACUCGAAUACACUUCUUUUGCCGAAGACGAUGUGGCCAAAAGUCGAGGAUCAUCGCCCAAUCCAACCAAUGAAACAUCUUCCGACAAGAGUCCAAAGGUGCGCAGGCGUACAGCUCGACGUCAAGAUCUUCUUUUUGGAGACACAGGAUUUCCGAAUCAAGCACUCAAACCACAUGAACUAUGAUCAAUCGGAGUUCGAGUUUGCCAAGAGCUCCAAAAUUCUCAAAGUAAGUUCAUAUGUUACAGAAAUACAUAUAAUUUUAAUGAAACAUAUUUGUAUUUAUAUAUAUAUAUAUAUAUAUAUAUAUAU
Molecule: messenger RNA, 3335 nt
Organism: Drosophila grimshawi
Lineage: Eukaryota; Metazoa; Arthropoda; Insecta; Diptera; Drosophilidae
Gene: Klp31E
Product: kinesin-like protein KIF21A
Exons: 12
Coding region: 63-3209 (1048 amino acids)
Biological process (GO): microtubule-based movement; mitotic spindle organization
Molecular function (GO): microtubule binding; microtubule motor activity; ATP binding
Source: RefSeq, a predicted model, not a curated record